This is a messenger RNA of Cuscuta campestris, 2523 nucleotides long. NCBI's taxonomy places the organism in Eukaryota, Viridiplantae, Streptophyta, Magnoliopsida, Solanales, Convolvulaceae. The record is from the annotation of a GenBank genome assembly.
GGAAUGAGCUCCUCGUGUGGUGUGUGUGUAGAAUGAGAUUCCUCCUCCCUUCCUUCUUCCAAGAAGAGGGGUAUAUAUAAUGGGAGAGUGAAGGCUAGGGUUUACAUACAAAGACCAAUGGGCCGGCCCAACAGGCUGGGCCGCCCUAAAUAAGUAAUUGACUAACGGGCCGAUUGCACAAACUGAACCGCCCUGAUUAAUAUUAUACAAAUACCGGAUACCCCCUGUCCAGGGUAUCCAUCAUGAGUCCCCCACUUUCCGAGCCGAGAGGAACUCAAGGUGAAGUGGAAGUAGAGCAACAAUUCGCCACGGAAGAACACUGUCUUCCUUGCUGCAUCGCCAACUUGAUGUCUCGAGCCCGGUGAAGUAAGGCAAGCAACGCCACAGGUCAGAAACGUAAUGCCAAUUCGCUGUUCGGAAUGGCAAAAAGAAACACAUACUCUGCUCAUUGUCUUGAAAUGAUUUGCUCUUGUACAAAGUACAUCGCCGAUUCGCUAUCCAGAGUGCAGCAAUCACCGUGAGAGUGGAUGAAUAGGUCGUUAUCUUCAUAGAUCCACCCACAUCCCGUCAAUGUGUGACCCACUCCACAGGGGGUGCCUCAUUAAAAACUUGCCGAGGAAAAAACCCAUGAGGAUGGGAAAAAAUCCUCGGUCAAGAAAAGAGUACAUCUCGUCCCAUAGAGUGGAUCAAGAAAACAUUGCUAGGGUGUGAGGUCUUCUGUGUGAAUCUCAAAAGAGGUGAUCUUCAAGUCCCCCGGACUCAUUGUCCGGAGUCGAUGGCUGUUCGACAUAAUGGAUUGCCGGCGAGUGCAUGCCGACACGGACUACUGCAAUCUGAUACAAGGUUGGGAUGUCGAUCGCCAAGCUCUCACGAUCUGUGAUGUAACAAUCACGAGCCGAGCACCCGGAGUCCCCCACUCCCUAAGUCGAGGAAGAAUUCCGAGGUGAAAGGCAGUAGUGUCAAUGCUCGGCACCGGCGAGAGUCUCUGGCUUCCUCAUGAGAUGGCCGAGGCCGAGCUCGAGUUGAUGAGGCCGAGCUCGAGUGGAUGAGGCCGAACUCGAGUGGAUGAGGCCGAGCUCGCGUUGAUGAGGCCGAGCUCGAGUGGAUGAGGCCGAGCUCGCGUUGAUGAGGCCGAGCUCGAGUGGAUGAGGCCGAGCUCGCGUUGAUGAGGCUGAGCUCGAGCGGAUGAGGCCGAGCUUGAGUUGAUGAGGCUGAGCUCGAGUGGAUGAGGCCGAGCUCGAGUUGAUGAGGCUGAGCUCGAGUUGAAUUGGCCGAGCUCAAGUGCCUCACGCGGUGCCUAAGGCUGAGCCUAGCCUUCUCAUCCUUCAAACCUGCAAAAUAAGUUCAAAAAAGAACACAAGGCGCUCGCGGGCUCGGAUGAAUCGAUCACCACGCGAUCGAGAAAAGUAAGUCAAUGUACGAGUCAAGUCCAAAGCUUGAGACAAAAAAUAGGCUUUAUCAGCAAAGUGCGCCGAUCGUGUAGUAGUCUGGUCUAGAACAAACCUUGACGUCAUCCUUAGUAAGACCAGGGUCUUCAAAUGAGAGCUGCUCGGGUAAGUGAGAUAGGCACAAAGGAUGCACCCCUCGCCUUAGAUCCGAGAGCAAAUAGUUCACGUUGUGGAAGACGGAUAUAUAGGAGUGUGUCAAGAUGGACGGCUUACCUCGGCCUCGCGAAUAAUAUCGUCGCGGACGAUUUGGAGUGCCUCGCAGGGAGGGCUUACCUCGGCCUCGUGGAAGAGGAACUAAAAUCACGUCGUGGGAGACGGAUGGGAGUGCGUCGCGGUGGACGGCUUACCUCGGCCUCGUGGAAGAGGAAAUGAGAUCGCGUCGUGGAAGACGGAUAGGAGUGCAUCGAGAUGGACGGCUUACCUCGGCCUCGCGAUAUUAUCGUCGCGGACGAUCUUCAACACCUCGUAGAGAGAGGUUUUACCCGGCCUCGCUAAGGAAUGACUAAAUGAGUUGGAUCUGAGCCAUGAGGCAGGUCGCUGGCCUGUGUGGGGUGUGAGAUUAAGCUUCGCACUCGUCCCACAUCAGGGCUUAAAGUGUUGAACACAAAGCGUAAUACCAUCGUCCAAGUGAAGUCCGAUCACAUGUAGUGGACAAGCCCCCCAUACGGAGCAAUAAUGCAAAGGAACUGUUGCUUUCCUGUCAAAAUGAGUUGUCUUGUCUCAAUCAAUAGUCCGUAGCCUGUCAGCUCAAAUAGUCCAUAUGUCCGCCCCUCUAGGCCACCGGCGUUGAGAGAAUGAACUCGGAAGGAAUCCAUCCGCCAUGGCCACCGGCGUUGAGAGAAUGAACUCGGAAGGGAUCCAUCCGCCAUCCUGACGGAUCUGUAGGAUCCGCUGUCGAUCGACUUCCGGAGUAACUGACGGGGUCCGUGGAGGCGGCGACUAAGCAGCGGCGGUUGAUGGCGAGACCGAGCAACAGUCGCGACCGUCUAACGCGGUCUUGGGGACCGAGCUACUCAAAUUGCUGGAAAAAUUGGCGCUGCAUUUCGGCACUUCAGAAAAAAUGACUGAAUUGCGG